Phytomonas sp. Hart1 is the source of this 1140-nucleotide messenger RNA. Lineage: Eukaryota; Euglenozoa; Kinetoplastea; Trypanosomatida; Trypanosomatidae. The record is from the annotation of a GenBank genome assembly.
GGAUUUUCUUUUUAUUUAUUUUAAGAACCGAUAAUAUGCCAUGUGCACUAGGAUAAGCUGUAUUUUUCGGCGUGGCCGCAUGGAUAUCCACCCAUGGAUGGGAAUUGAGCGCUAUCCAGUUUCUACUAAAAUACUUUGUGGUGUUUCUAAGAUUGUACCUGGAUACGAUCACUUUCGCAACAUGCGACCGCAAAUGCCCAUUCGUUCUAUUGGCAUUACAGGAACUCAGCCCCUCGUUCUUUACAACCGUAUGGAUCAGAUUAUUCAAAUCGAGAACGCCAUCGCGCUACAGCGGAUUGAGCGGCAAAUUGAGGUCACGCUUUCGCAGUUUGCACUCGGGAUUCGCAACGCGGAUAAUUUUCUGGAAAAGCACUUAAUGAACAAAGAGGUUCGCCCUUCUGUGCACACGCUGUGGUUUCACGAAAACGGCCUGCGUGAGCACCAACACAUCCUUUCUACACUUGCUGCGCAUCAUCUUGUCCCUUUGUUUAGUUUGGUGAGCUACGACGUUGAGCGCGGCAAAAUGUCGGUUGCUCAGGCCGAAGAGGUCUAUGAGGAGCUGAUGGAUUGUUCGUCCGCGCAGCCUAAAAUAGUGCAGCGCGAGCUCGCUAACCAGAUAAUCCGAGUCUAUUGCCUCAACGACGACUACCUCAAGGCGAUUGAUGUGAUUGACGAAAUGAAGUCAAAGGGCAUCCGACGGACCUUUGUGUCCUACGCGCCGUUGUUUCGAUUGAUUCGUAUGAAAAUGGACGCCGAAAGACAGGUAAAACUAUUGAAACAUAUGUACGAGGUUGAAGGCGGCAAAUUUUUGAAGUUCUUGUUUAUUGAUAUACCACGAAUGUCUUACAUGUUCGGGGUGUUUAUUCGAUAUAACUGGGUUAUCAUAAACGUUUGCUUCAUUAUGAUAACGACCAUAUUGACCCUCUUCUUAUACAAUUUUGGUGUGUUGAUACUGUGAAAUAGCAAUCCAGAAAAGGAAGUCGGGCUGUGCGCACUUGCGGAAACCUACAGGCUAAUGGUCUUUGUACGACUCACAAACUUUGAUUGUCAUUGCUUUGUAUAUUAAUACUUAUAUUUUUUUCAUUUCUAUCGUUUGAUACAUUGAAUAGUUGGUGUAUUGUUGCUUUAGCGUAUUCAAUA